CUGUGAUGGGUAGAAUUCAUAUUUUGAACUGGCCUACAAUACAAUAAUUCUCAACUCAGAAAACCUCCAAUCAAACAUGACUAUUGAUUGAUUGAUUGCAUAGGUACCUAGUUAUGCUUUAAACUUAUGCUUUAGAUACGAAUACUUCUGCUCUUAAUAGCAAUAGUUAUUCAAACGCUAAAGAAAACAUCAGUGCCAUCACGUCCGUUAGCACAAUUAGUCUCUUUAGACUCGACCAACUGCCUUUACCUUAGGUAGUCUUAUAAUGAGACUGGCACAACGCCUCUAGUGCCAACCUUACUCUACUCUUUCGAUAUACCUACAACUAUGGUUUCCUCACCGCAGCAACCGACGCCUCAGGGGCCCUCAUCCUCAAAUCCUAACCCUAACCCUGAGGCUAUUAGUCCAUAUGAUAGAGAGAUGCCAUCAGCAAAUGAUCUUAUGGAAAUUGCAAGCAAGUCAUUGCAGACCGGAGUUAUGGCUGGCGGCGUUGGCUUGGUGAUUGGGGCUGGUUCUGGUAUUGUCCGAUCAGCGCCACCAGCAUUGUUCGCAUUAGUUGCCGGUCUCCAAUGGUUUGCUCUCGCGUCUACUUACACGGCUUCAAGGGAUCUCCUUUGGCAUGCCUGGGGUGGUAAAGAAAACCUCACCACAUCAGACCUAGUGAAGUCGAGCGGCGUAGCUGGCGGCGUGGCUGGGAUGAUCGGUGGCAUGUUUCGGGGCCCUAAGAAUAUUAUACCAGGUAUUCUAGUUUUUGGCACUGCUGGAACUGCUGGUGCAUACCUAGCCCAGCUCUUCAAGAGCCAGUCCAAGGAUGAUUCCAAGGCCAAGUCGGGCUGGCUUGAUUCAAAAUGGAGCCCUUUGAAACGAUUAUCAGACAAAGAGUAUGAAGAAAAGCUCGAAGAAAAGAUUCUCCGGAUAAACGCCGAAAUCUCUAUCAUUGAUGAUAAUAUUGCUGCUCUUCGAGCGUCAAGCGGCGCAUCAACCAAGCCAGGCGAGGGAAGUAAAACAAAUAAUAACUCCUAAAUUUUAGCCGGUAUGCUGAGUUGUUUAUUACAACUAUUAGGAUUUCCGUGCCAGCAACAGAAAAGCCUAGAUAAUGUUCUUUGAUAGAAGGAACUAAACUCGGUCUAUAUUAGGUUCUGACGGGAGGAAUUGGCACCAGAAAUACCUAAGACAACCUAGUUGCGAGCACUUCAUCAAUCUCAGCCACCCAUAUGAGACAUCAUCAUAUAAUAUAUAUAGAUAUAUAUAUACCCCCUGAUACAAUACUACAGCUCGAAUCAUCGCCGACUUUGC
Daldinia loculata is the source of this 1296-nucleotide messenger RNA. RefSeq lists its product as uncharacterized. Bases 328 to 1023 code for a protein of 231 amino acids. The record is from RefSeq and is a predicted model, not a curated record. The transcript is spliced from 4 exons. Lineage: Eukaryota; Fungi; Ascomycota; Sordariomycetes; Xylariales; Hypoxylaceae.